AUUGGUUAAUGCUCAAUGCAGUGCACGCCUGCGUAGUUUUCGGAAGCUGUGAAAAAAAUGGCUUUUGGGGAAUAGUGUUGUUUGAGUGUUGUGGUAGAUUUUUAAAAUUAUCGAAAUAACACGUUCCAAAAAAAAGAAAAAAUUGUGGAGACACUUUAGGAUAAAAUGAGUAAAUAUAUGUACUCCACUGCGAACUUAACAGACAAGGAGUUAAAGGACCAGGGAAACAGACUUUUCACGUUAAGGAAAUACGAGGAUGCAGUAAAUUGUUACACGAAAGCCAUCAUAAAAAAUCCAAAUGUGCCAACUUACUUCACAAACAGAGCACUAUGCCACCUGAAGACAAAAAGGUGGGAGGAAGCGUGCCAGGACUGCCGAAGAGCGCUUGACAUGGAUCCAAAUUUAGUCAAAGGACAUUUUUUUCUGGGGCAAGCUUUAUUAGAAAUGGAUAAUUAUGAUGAAGCAAUAAAACAUUUACAGAGAGCAAAUGAUCUAGCUAAGGAACAGAAAUUAAAUUUUGGUGAUGACAUUGCAAGUCAGCUAAGGGCAGCCCGGAAAAAGAGGUGGAAUGUACAAGAAGAAAAACGAAUUGCACAAGAGAUAGAACUACAGUCUUACUUGAACAGAUUGAUAAGGGAGGACACCGAGCGGCAGAUAGAAAAACUGCGUGAAGAAAGUGGUGGAAAUGAAGAACUUGUCCAGGACAAAGUGAUGGAGCUGGAGCAACAGUGUGACAACAAUACAAGUGAACUAAAUGCUAUAUUUGCCAAAGUAGAUGAAAGGAGAAGAAAGCGGGAUGUUCCAGAUUAUCUGUGUGGAAAAAUAAGCUUUGAGAUCCUUCGUGAACCAGUAAUUACUCCUAGUGGUAUAACUUAUGAGAGGAAGGAUAUAGAAGAACAUUUGCAGAGAGUUGGCCAUUUUGACCCAGUUACAAGGGUAAAAUUGACCCAAGACCAGCUGAUCCCAAAUUUUGCCAUGAAAGAAGUUGUUGAUGGAUUUUUGCAAGAAAAUGAAUGGGCUCUGGACUACUGAGGAUUCAACAGAGUAUUAAGAAGACUGUUCGUCACACACAGACGUAUAAGUAUGUGGACAUUGUCCACUAAUUUGAGCCUGGUAAGGACCUGUAAAUAAGGGGGGAUGACAGAUAGGUAACAAAUUUUGUAUUUACUUUUAAAAAUUGUCCUGUAUACUUGAGAAUCGUUCCUUGUUUUAUUCAGAAUCUGGCCUUACAUUUAGCAAAGGUGUAAGCAGAAGGUAUGACGCGUAUCCCAACAGUGACCUGUCUUUGUGAUUUUUCGUGUGUCUGUGUGCAAAGCUGAUGUGCACUCCUAUGAAACCAUCAUUUUCACAUGAAAAUUUUUAUAUAAAUAAACCAAUUUUAUAGCUGUGUAAUUGAAUCUACAAUGACAGUGAAAACUCAAGAUAUGCUAUUCCACUUCAGGAGAGGCUUGUUAAUUAGAUUCAUUCAGAGCUUUUGGCAUCAAAGAGCAUUAUGUAUUGUUCUUUUGGAGGAACUGUGUAAGAACAGUUGGACAUUAAAUUGUCUGUUUCUUCGAAAAGGAUGACAUUUUAUGAAUAUAUGUAAAAUUCAUAACAGGUUCCUUCUUUGUGCAUAUUGGUGAUCACAAGAAACAAUUAAGAAUAAAAAUAUACAGUUUAGUAACUUGAAAUGCUAUCAUUAUCAAGCUGUACUUGAUAUGACUGCUUAUGACAAACUGUGUUAUAUGCCUUAUUCUCAAGCUCAAUUGUCAGGUGAUUGCUACUGUUGCUGUUGAUGUGAUAAGAUGAUAAGUGUAUUGACAGUCCAAGAUCAGUACAGUCAUUUGUGUUGCAUACUGAAAUAAUAAUGUUGUGAAAGAAUGGAAAGUCCAAAAUGAGAUAACAAUAUGAAUAGGAUAUACUCACUACACAGGGGAGGCAUUGAGUGAUAUAUGGGCACAUUUAAAAGUAGUCUGUUGGAAAAUGCUAGCUUCCAGACGAAGUCAUCAGGUGGGGGACACGCGCGCGCGCUCACACACACACACACACACACACACACACACACACACACACACACACACACUAGUGCCUGGAGAUGACAGUGGCCGUGUGUGUGUGUGUGGGGGGCGGG
Molecule: messenger RNA, 2110 nt
Organism: Schistocerca serialis cubense
Lineage: Eukaryota; Metazoa; Arthropoda; Insecta; Orthoptera; Acrididae
Gene: STUB1
Product: E3 ubiquitin-protein ligase CHIP
Exons: 7
Coding region: 166-1032 (288 amino acids)
Biological process (GO): proteasome-mediated ubiquitin-dependent protein catabolic process; protein polyubiquitination; protein quality control for misfolded or incompletely synthesized proteins
Cellular component (GO): cytoplasm; Z disc
Molecular function (GO): protein-folding chaperone binding; ubiquitin protein ligase activity
Source: RefSeq, a predicted model, not a curated record